This is a messenger RNA of Bombyx mandarina (wild silkworm), 951 nucleotides long. RefSeq names its product dnaJ homolog member 21 (gene DnaJ-21). The record is from RefSeq and is a predicted model, not a curated record. NCBI's taxonomy places the organism in Eukaryota, Metazoa, Arthropoda, Insecta, Lepidoptera, Bombycidae. Gene Ontology annotation, cellular component: nucleus.
CAUAAUUUCAUUCACAUUUCGUUCAAUUUCAAUUCAUUAAAAUGCAAAAAAGUAGCAUGUGAAUAUUUACUGCAAUAUUAAUUGGAAUUAAAUGAAUUAAUUUAAUUUAGUAAUCUCGUUACCCUCCAAUUCACAUUUAACAAUGACUUCGACGACAUCGACAAACAGGGGAGAUUCUUUUGACGAAUUUUACACAGAGGUUAAAGAAAUUGAAAAACGUGACUCCGUUUUGACACCUAAACAACAGAUUGAGAGGCUCCUUCGUCCUGGAUCCACUUAUUUCAAUUUAAACCCAUUUGAGGUACUUCAGGUUGAGCCUGAUGCUACACUUGAUGAAAUCAAAAAGAAAUAUAGGAGAUUGUCAAUUCUUGUCCAUCCGGAUAAGAAUAUGGAUGACUCGGAGCGUGCUCAACAAGCUUUUGAAAUAGUGAAUCGAGCUUGGAAAACAUUAGAAAAUGAUGACACAAGAAAAAAAUGUCUGGAUAUCUAUGAAGAGGCUAAGGAACGAACAGAUCAUAUGAUAGAACAGAAACGGAAAAAGCUGAAAAAGGAAAACCGCUUAAUAGAAACCAUUCCUGAAGAUGAUCCGGAGAAAAAAAAACAUGCCGUAUAUGUUAUGACCAUGAAAUUAUUUGCAGACAUGGAAAGGAAGCGUCAGCAUCUUGAAGUAAGAGACAUGGAGGAAAGGAAACGAAAACGUGAGGCUGAAAUUGAACAGGAGACUCAAGUGUCCUUAGAGAAAGAAUGGGCAAAGAAUUUUGAGGAAUCUCGACAGAGUCGCGUCGAGAGCUGGAAGACCUUCCAGUCCACGAGUAAAGAUAAAAAGAAAAAGAAAAUACAAUCGUUCAAACCUCCUAAACCGAAACCAGAGAGCAGAUAAUUAUAGUAAUAGAAUUAAACGUUUUCUAAGAUAGAAUUAUAUGUUGAAAUUGAUGCCUUCAAAAACGAAUC